UGACCACUUGAUGGCAUUGAUCCCAACGCACGCUUCAGAGAAAUACGCGACCAGAGGCAAAGUAACGUUCUGGUUUCUUUGUUCACUUCGAAAAGAGAAUGGACUAUUUCUUGGCAUCCAUUUGAAAGGACCGUACGCAAGCAAGCCAUCCCUUUUAAGGCACAGUAAGGUGAUAUUCAGUGACUUUACUUGCACUUGGAAUCACCAUUCGGAGAAAAAAAAUGAUGACCACUAGGGAUAAAUGGAGGGUUUACAAGCGGAUAUGUGUCGUGUUCUUUCUGGCUGCGGUGACAUUYACGGUGGUCCAGAGAGGGGCUCCCUUCCAAAUUGAGAGGCAGGGUCGCAUGGAGGCCCCCUCCGAGGGAGGGGAGAACAGGGCCCAGCAGCAGAAUACGGGCCUCUACCCAGGGACCAACACCUUCUGGAAGGCUAGCAAGGCCAAACAAGCCAAGUCUACAGCCACCGCCACUGGCACCACGGAGGAGCCCAGCAUCACCCAGGAGCGAGCUGGCUCCCGGACCUGGGACGUGUCCAGUGCCAACUGCAGUGCCAACCUCAACUUCACCAACCAGGACUGGUUCAGGGGCUUGGAGGAGAACUUUAAGCAGUUCCUCCUGUACCGCCACUGCCGCUUCUUCCCCAUGCUCAUCAACCAUCCGGAGAAGUGCUCCGGGGAGACCUACCUGCUCAUGGUCAUCAAGUCCAUCGCUACGCAGCACGACCGCCGCGAGGUGAUCCGCAAGACGUGGGGCAAGGAGCAGGUUGUUGACGGCAAGAAGGUGAAGACGGUGUUCUUGCUGGGGACGUCGUCCAAUGAGGCUGAGAAGGCCAACCAUCAGAAGCUCCUGGAGUACGAAGACUACAUCUACAGAGAUAUCCUCCAAUGGGACUUCCAGGACAGCUUCUUCAACCUGACCCUCAAGGAGACCCACUUCCUUAAGUGGUUCUCCACCUACUGUGCCGACGUGCGCUAUGUCUUCAAGGGCGACGACGACGUCUUCGUCAGUGUGGAGAACAUCUUUGAGUACCUGGAGGCCAGCGCCCAGGUCAAGAACCUCUUCGUUGGUGACGUGCUCUUCAAGGCCAAGCCCAUUCGCAGGAAGGAGAACAAGUACUACAUCCCACAACCACUUUACAACAAGACCCACUACCCUCCAUACGCCGGAGGCGGUGGGUUCCUCAUGGACGCACCCCUGGCCAGGAGGCUCUACUGGGCCUCAGACUCUCUGGAGCUGUACCCCAUCGAUGAUGUGUUCCUGGGCAUGUGUCUGGAGGUGCUGCAGGUCACGCCCAUCAAGCACAAUGCUUUUAAGACAUUUGGUCUGGUCAAGAACAAGGACAGCAAGCUCAACCAAGAACCUUGUUUCUUUAAGAGCAUGAUCGUGGUCCACAAGCUGCUACCAUCAGAGCUCAUACACAUGUGGAACCUGGUGAACAGUAAUCUCAUCUGCUCGCAGAAAGUGGAGAUCUUAUAGCCUGGUGAGAACACUUAACUAGGCGAGGGGAGAAGAGUUAGGAUGUGUGAGCAGGCCGGGAGGCAGAUGUUGACAUCCAAUCCAAGUUCUCCUUUGUUCAUAGUAGGACCCAGACAAUAUUUGAUUUAUUACAUUUUAGCAGACAUUCUUAUCCAGAGCAAUUAGGGUUAAAUGCCUUGCUCACAUCGGCAGAUUUUUCACCUA
Messenger RNA from Salvelinus sp. IW2-2015, 1679 nucleotides. RefSeq names its product UDP-GlcNAc:betaGal beta-1,3-N-acetylglucosaminyltransferase 7 (gene b3gnt7). Lineage: Eukaryota; Metazoa; Chordata; Actinopteri; Salmoniformes; Salmonidae. Gene Ontology annotation, molecular function: hexosyltransferase activity; UDP-glycosyltransferase activity. The record is from RefSeq and is a predicted model, not a curated record. Gene Ontology annotation, cellular component: Golgi membrane.